This is a messenger RNA of Mus musculus (house mouse), 968 nucleotides long. RefSeq names its product olfactory receptor family 4 subfamily C member 101 (gene Or4c101). Gene Ontology annotation, molecular function: olfactory receptor activity; G protein-coupled receptor activity. Lineage: Eukaryota; Metazoa; Chordata; Mammalia; Rodentia; Muridae. Gene Ontology annotation, biological process: detection of chemical stimulus involved in sensory perception of smell; signal transduction; G protein-coupled receptor signaling pathway. Bases 21 to 959 code for a protein of 312 amino acids. The record is from RefSeq and is marked validated. The transcript has a single exon. Gene Ontology annotation, cellular component: membrane; plasma membrane.
GCUAACCCAGCACUCCUGAGAUGCCCAACAGCAUUCAACUGAGAGAAAAGAGAAUGAACGUGACUGAAUUCAUCCUCAUGGGACUAACACAGAAUCCCCAGCUUCAGAGAAUUCUAUUUUUUGUGUUACUCAUCACCUACAUCAUUACUGUCACAGGAAACCUGCUCAUAGUGGGGACCAUAGUCUGUAGCCAGUCUUUGAACUCCCCAAUGUACUUUUUCUUGACUUUUUUAUCUCUGAUAGAUGCAUGUUAUUCCUCUUGCACAAUCCCUAAGAUGCUGGUAGAUUUGCUCUCAGAAACAAAAACCAUCUCAUUCAAUGGCUGCAUAUUGCAACUUUUUGUUGAACAUUUCUUAGGAGCUUCAGAGAUUGUCCUUCUUGUGGUUAUGGCCUAUGACCGCUAUGUGGCCAUCUGCAGACCUCUGCACUAUGCCUCCAGGAUGAACCACCAUAUGUGCUGUCUUCUAGUGGGAAUAUGUUGGAUAGUGGGUUUUCUACAUUCCUUUGGUCAGAUACUUGUUACUCUCUGGAUUCCCUCCUGUGGCCCCAAUAUCUUGGAUCACUUCUUUUGUGACAUCUUCCCCUUGCUACAACUUGCCUGCACUGACACUUUCCUUCUUGGACUCCUGGUUGCUUGCAAUGGUGGUGUAAUCCCUGUGAUCACCUUCACGAUGCUAUUGAUGUCCUAUGCAGUCAUUCUUUACUCCUUGAGAACACAUAGCACUGCAGGGAGGAAAAAGGCCCUCUCUACCUGUGGCUCUCACAUCACAGUUGUUGUAUUGUUUUUUGUGCCAUGUAUUUUUAUGUAUAUGCGACCAGUGGCAACCUUUCCCAUGGAUAAAGCAAUAGCCGUGUUUUAUAUCAUCAUCACACCUUUGUUAAAUCCUGUUAUCUACACUGUAAGGAACGCAGAGGUAAAAAGUGCCAUUAGAAUGCUCUUAAAAAGAAUGCACUUGUGAAUUACAAAU